Molecule: messenger RNA, 1218 nt
Organism: Fusarium graminearum PH-1
Lineage: Eukaryota; Fungi; Ascomycota; Sordariomycetes; Hypocreales; Nectriaceae
Exons: 3
Coding region: 1-1218 (405 amino acids)
Biological process (GO): proteolysis
Molecular function (GO): aspartic-type endopeptidase activity
Source: RefSeq, a predicted model, not a curated record
AUGGCUGGUUCUGCUCUCCGCGCUGCUUUCACCGCAGCCGUCGCUGUUCAAUCGGUUUCAGCCGCGACCAAGACACCUGCUGGGGUCAUUGCUCUCCCGCUAACUCGCGAUGAUGGCUUGACCGCGUAUUUUGCCAAGCUUCAGGUUGGCACGCCGCUGCAGACACAGCAUCUCAAGAUCGACACGGGCAGUCCACGAUAUUCUUUCCUGGACCCUCGCAAUGGGGUUUGCCAAAGAGAGGGAGACCCCUGUGUCGAGUAUGGCACUUUCAACAACGAAACAUCUUCUACAUGCCAGUACGCGGGCACUAACUUUGCCGACGCUUUGGGCUAUGUUGGUCGGGGCGACUAUCUGAGCGACACCGUUGUUUUUGGUGGUGUUGCGACUAAAAACAUGUACUUUGGGUACACUUCUGAUUACAGCUUCCCCGACAAACUUAGCGGCGACAUUUACACCAUUCUCGGUCUGUCACUGGAGUGUGGAUAUGACUUUGCCGGUCCCGAAUGCACCUACAGAUCUUCCUCUUAUGCUCUUCCAGAGCUCAAGAACGCCUCUACAAUUAACUACAUGGCCUCGAGCAUCUACCUUGGACCCGAUGACAAGGAGGCUGCUAACGCCCAAAUGCUACUCGGUGGCGCCUACGACAAAGCCAAGAUUGAUGGCGACCUCAUUACUGUGCCAAUGGUUGACCCGUUUAAUGUCCAGCUCACUGGUGGCCAGACCAACUCCGUCAACGUCACUUCUCUCGAAGUUUUCCUCAGCAAAGACAACAACAAAACAACAGAGACUUACGGUGAAAAGGGAGUCGGACUUCCCGUGCUCAUGGACACCGGUGUAGCAGCAUGGUAUCUCCCCGACAAGAUCAUGGCUCCUAUCUACCGCGCUUUCGAAGUCACCGAGGAGCCUCCUCUGGGUCAGAGAUACUUUGUCGUCGACUGCAAAUACGCCGACCCCAAGCGAUCCGACGGUUACAUCUCUGUUGGUUUUGGUAACUACGGCAAGAUCAAGGUUCCACUCCAUGGCGUGGUAUCAAAGUUCCCCGACAAGACAUGUGGAGUCUUUACUGCUUCUCGCGGCGAUACUGUGUCCAUCUUUGGUGAUCCUUUCUUGCGCAAUGUGUACAGUAUCUUUGAUCAGGAGAACUGGACCCUCUCGAUGGGACAUGUGAAGCAUACGGAUGAGGAGGAUAUUGUGCCUUUGCCGAAAGGAGGUUUUUAA